Messenger RNA from Durusdinium trenchii, 2172 nucleotides. Lineage: Eukaryota; Dinophyceae; Suessiales; Symbiodiniaceae. The record is from the annotation of a GenBank genome assembly.
GGAAUGGUUUUGAAGUGGUUGAGCCCUGAGAUGAAGGAUGACCAUGAUUUGUGCCUGGCAGCUGUGCAGCAAGAUGGUUUCGCCUUGCAGUUUGCUUCUCCCCGGCUACGGCAGAGCAAAACCUUGGUCCUCGCCGCCGUGUCGCGCGAUGGCGCCGCGCUGCAGUUCGCAUCGCCAGAGCUGUGUGAGGAUCGCGAGGUGGUGCUGGCUGCGGUGGAGCAGGAGUCCUACAGCUUGACCUAUGCCUCGGAGAGUUUGAAGUCGGAUCGAGACUUCUUGCUGUUGGCCUUGGCUUGCAACGGCCGUGCGUUGGAGUUCUUGAGUGGCGAUUGCAAGAAGGACAUGGACCUCGUUCUAGCCGCCGUCACCGAGUGGCCUGUGGCCCUACGGUUGGCCGACCCGGAGCUCCGACGCUGCAAGCCCUUUGUGCUGGCCCUUUUGGAACGUCGUGCUUGCAAGUUGAAUUAUCCUGCAGAAGAGCUUUGGGCAGAUCGUGACUUUGUUCUUGCAGCUGUGCAGAUCCAAAGUUCAUCCUUCCAGGCAGCAGCGCUGCAUCUCCGUGCUGAUCGAGAGAUUGCAUGGGCAGCGGUGCAGCGCCACGGUUACUGCUUGGAGUUUGCGUCCAGCGAUUUGCGGGCAGACAAAGCCUUGGUGUUGAGGGCUGUGCAGCAGUACGCCUUCGCUCUCAAGUUUGCACCUGAAUUGCAGGACGACCCAGACAUCGUUUGGGCGGCGGUGGCACGGCACGGCUGCAGCUUGCGAUAUGCCUCAGAGACCUUAAGAGCUGACCGGGCCUUGGUGCUGCGUGCGGUGGAACAGCAGGGCUUCGCCCUGCAGUUCGCGGCCAAGGCACUCCAGAAAGACCACGAGGCGUUGCAAUCCGUGGUGGGGUGGAGCGGAUUUCGCUCCUGGGGCGGUGGACAACGGGUCCACGCCCGUGGCCAAUCCGACCGGAUGGUGGCCAUCCGCCCGGAGCAAAUCGAUGCGUGGUUCGACCUGGCCAGUACCAUGGUCUCGGAGUGCGGCUGGGAGCUGGCCGCAAAUCAUCCCGAGGCUUGCUUGUAUCAUCGCUCGUCUCCCUCUGGGAAUGGGCAUUUGAUCAAGAUCAACGUCGAAGAGGUCUUUAUCGAGGACGCUCCAGCCCUAGCACGGGAGCUUUUGGUCAGGCCAGAGGUCCGUGCUCAGUUCCAUGAAGCAGGCUGCAAGGAAUGCUGGAUCGACUGGAAGGAGACCUUGGCUCCUGGUGAUGCUUUAGUGGAACAGGCCAAUACCUGUUUUUUGCUUCGCGUCGCCGCGCUCCUUUUUGGAGACUUUUCGGGCCCUUACUCGAACUCAUGCUUCUAUAACGAAGAGCCCAUCUUAGCCAGACAUCAGCUCAGGACGGACUGUCCUGAAGAAGGAAGCAGCACUUAUGCAUGUUUCCAAGAGAACCAUGGCACUGGGCAAGAGCAAAUGGUGAUUGCGCGUGGCACUGGGCGCCCAGACUACUUUCAGAUCAUCGUGGCCUUCACCACCCCCGAAGAUCGCUGGGCUCGCUGGGCCACGCCCUUCUUCAGCUUGUUGACGGACACGGCAAGCAUCGCCAUCAAGUCAUACUUGAAUCGGCCCGGUGUGAAGCUCGUGCGACAACUGAAUAGCAAGUUCUAUUGCAUUUUGUCCCUCCGGAGCUACAACCGGGGCCCACCGUUGCUGCCCAGCGAGACCGACCACGUGGAUGGCGUGAAAGCGAUCACAGUGACCGCUGGCGAGGACUUGGGCUUGUCGUUUUGGGUGCGCUUCGAUGGGCACCAUGUGGAUGGGAAGUUCCAUCUCGCUCAGUAUUUGCAGCGAUUCAUGGAACAGCUCAAAAUCAAGGGCUUCGUGGCUUACGAGUCCUUGGAUUCACACUUUUUGGUCCCAUACCAGUGCGUGGUGCUGCGCGAGAAGUGGGAGGCGGUGCGCGCUCGCUUUCAUCAAGCCUUCACCUUCCAAAAGGCCGCCUAUCGCCGUGGCAAUGGCGGCACCGCCGCACCCAGCCUGGUGGAAGAUGCCCCAGCGCGCUUCUGUGAGAGGCCAGAUCAACCACCCUCCGAUUGGUUUCCGGUGCCGAAAGUGGUGGUGCACAAGACCUUCCUGGAGCUGGACGAAGAUGUGGGGCCUCAAAGCCCUGUGCGGAAGAUCAAGAGUGAGAAA